GGAUCUGAUCCGGAUUUGAGGAUUUUAUAUUAUUUUUUUUUAAUGGAGCGGUGACUAAAUCUUGGUCCAUAUCAAGCGUGGACACAAGCGCCACCGUGGCUCGGUAAAAUGAUUAUGAUGAACACAAGCCAUUUUUAAAAUUCUCAAGCAGCUGACGUGUAAACCUCCUGUCGCGUAAAACACGGGGCAGUUGGCACGGAGCGCAGAUGGUGGUGAUGAUGCGGAGGCUGUGGAGAUGAGCGGUAUUAAUAGGAGGGUUGAGUGCCACAGGGUUUCACUGUCGAGACCUGGGGGCUUGGUGGAGGGUCGGUGGACACGGUUGGGGGGCUUUUGAUCCAGUCUGCGCAGUGGGAAUUAAACAACAACAAUAACAAGAGGGGUUCACUGGUUAUCAGACAGCCAACAUGGACGUGCUUACAGUUCUUAAUCUGGGAGAGUUUGCCCACGUUUUCUCCAAAAUGGGGAUGUUUCCUGUGUUUGAUCUCGCUUAUUACAUCGUGUCCAUCCUCUACCUCAAGUAUGAGCCAGGCUCAGUGGAGGUUUCUCGCCGGAGUCCAGUGGCCUCCUGGCUCUGUGCCAUGCUCUACUGCUUUGGUAGCUACAUCUUGGCAGACAUCAUGCUUGGAAGCAGCCCCAUUGACUACUUCCAGCACAACAGUCACAUCCUGCUGGCCUCAGCUGUCUGGUACCUCAUCUUUUACUGCCCGCUGAACCUCUUUUAUAAAUGUGUGGCCUUCCUGCCCGUCAAGCUGGUGUUGGUUGCCCUGAAAGAAGUCGUCCGCACUCGUAAGAUCUCCGCCGGCGUUCACCACGCCCACCACGCCUAUCACCAUGGGUUCUUCAUCAUGGUCAUUGUUGGCUACGUCAAAGGGUCUGGAGUGGCUCUCAUGUCCAAUUUUGAGCAGCUGCUGCGCGGUGUGUGGAGGCCCGAGACCAAUGAGAUCCUCAGCAUGUCAUUCCCCACCAAAGCCAGUCUGUACGGUGCCAUCCUCUUCACCAUGCAGGAGGCUCACUGGCUGCCAGUGUCCAAGAGCAUCCUCAUUCUCGCCUUCACACUUUUCAUGGCCACAAGCAAGGUGGUGAUGACUGCCCGACACUCUCACGGCUCCCCCUUUACCCUCAUUGAGUCCUGGGUUUGCCAUCUGCUGUUCGGCUCCCCUCUGGGCGACUCUGAGGAGGACCACCAUCACCCUCCCGCCGCCACCCCUCCGACUUCACCCCUCAAAACCAAGGAGGAGCUGAGUGAAGGUGCACGCAAGAGGAAGGUUAAGAAAGCAGAGUAGGACGCCACGCUGCAUCAGUGAAACUGCAUCUGACUCGCUCUCAUGGCCUCCACAUGACAGGACUUCCCUUUCCUUUCUAGGGAAAGGGGCAGUUUGAUGUGUUACCAGAUGAGACCCUUUCUAUCAGAGCAAAAUGGUGCUUUCUGCACUCUACAUAGCAGGAGGACUCUGUAAAUAGCACAGCAAAUUUUUCACAUUUAAACCAAACCUGGACCUUUUAAAUCUAUUUAUUUGUGUGUCUGUGAACAUCUGUGCUCAACACUGUCGUUUUAAGACGGCCUUUGUCAAUAGUUGUCAGUGGUGUUCUUUUAGUCCACCAAACCUUAUUUCAGUACAGAGAGAAACAGAAAAUACAAAUAAAUCUGACUUUCAAUCAGAAAUUCAAAUGUGAAUGAAACAUUAUGUGAAAGACCAUUGCUGCUUUUUACAUUGAGAUGAAGAUGACUUCAUGUAUUUGAAUAAAAUCACG
Messenger RNA from Monopterus albus (swamp eel), 1752 nucleotides. It is a transcript of the gene tmem38a, whose product is annotated as transmembrane protein 38A. Gene Ontology annotation, molecular function: identical protein binding; potassium channel activity. The transcript is spliced from 6 exons. NCBI's taxonomy places the organism in Eukaryota, Metazoa, Chordata, Actinopteri, Synbranchiformes, Synbranchidae. Gene Ontology annotation, biological process: potassium ion transmembrane transport. The record is from RefSeq and is a predicted model, not a curated record. Gene Ontology annotation, cellular component: membrane. Bases 405 to 1283 code for a protein of 292 amino acids.